Molecule: messenger RNA, 258 nt
Organism: Triticum turgidum subsp. durum (durum wheat)
Lineage: Eukaryota; Viridiplantae; Streptophyta; Magnoliopsida; Poales; Poaceae
Source: the annotation of a GenBank genome assembly
AUGCGGCCGAUCCGAGGCAUCGGCGAGGAGGAGGACGAGGGGAUGUCGUCCGCGCCGGCGCCAGGUGGGGCCUUCGACCGCUACGUCCAGUGCGGUGGCGCGGUGGCGGUGCUGGCCUCAAGCGGCAACACGGUUUGGCCUGGCCUUGGUUGGAUUGUGUUGGAGGCGACGGGGAGAUUUUAUGCCUUCUUUGGUCCAAGAGCUUUGAAUUCCUGGCUAAUGAUGAUAUUAGUGGGUAUAAUUGGCAAUGCAGCUUAG